CCUGGGUCAGAGGAGGGGCGCGGAUGAGAAAGAGGGAAGAAAGGAAGGAAAGGAGCGAGUGUGAGAAGGGCGACGCUAAAGCGGCAAGAGCUCGGAGUGACACUGACGGGCAAUCGGCCACAUCCAGAGCAGCAGGCAGCAUCCGGGGGAGCAGGGCCUGCAGGGGGGCCCCCCAGGCGGGCUUCCUGGAAGCCGGGCUCCACGACCGGCUGCACCCUGACACAGGCCAGAUAAGAGUUCGGCUGCUACUAUCAGAGCCGGCACCGCAACGAAGCCGUGGGAGAGCGGGUUCUUCGGACUCGAACGCCAACCAGAGCGGCCAGACUGGAAGGGCUUUCCCAAGUCCUGGCUCAUCGCCUUGAGUCCUACAGCGGAUGAGAGCCGAUCGAUCGAUGCACGCUUCCGCGAUGGAGAAAGCCAGACUGCUUUGAGGAGGAUGGUGUGACCCGGUCCUGAAAGUCCAGGUCAGCUGAUGGUGACAGCCAUGUCGGUGAGGGUGCGGUUCCUGUCCUCCAGGGACACAGGGGCCGUGGGGGUUGUGGGCCGGAGCGCCUCCUUCGCCGGCUUCAGCAGCGCCCAGAGCCGCAGGAUCGCAAAGUCCAUCCAAAGAAACUCGGUGAGGUCUCGAAUGCCUGCAAAAUCCUCCAAGAUGUACGGCACGCUGCAGAAGCGGCCUGUCUGCCCGGACUCCAAGACGCAGGAAGUGAAGAAGAUCUUUGAAGCGCUGAAGAGAGGCCUUCAGGAGUAUCUGUGCGUCCAGCAAGCAGAGCUGGAUUACCUGUCAGGACGCCACAAGGACACCCACAGGAAUUCCAGGCUGAUACAGCGGUUCUCACGUCCUCCCGUCUCUCUCGGUUCUAGAAGAAAAUGUAAGGCUUUCUAUUAUGAUCUGGACAAGCAAACGCGCUCUGUGGAAAGGCACAUCCGGAAGAUGGAGUUUCACAUCAGCAAGGUGGACGAGCUCUAUGAGGGCUACUGCAUCCAGUGCCGCCUGCGCGAUGGCGCCUCCAACAUGCAGCGGGCCUUCUCCAGGUGCCCACCCAGCCGCGCCUCCCGAGAGAGCCUGCAGGAGCUGGGCCGUAGCCUGCAGGAGUGCACCGAGGAUAUGUGGCUCAUUGAGGGGGCCCUGGAGGUCCACCUGGGCGAGUUCCACGUCAGGAUGAAAGGCUUGGUGGGCUACGCACGCCUCUGUCCCGGAGACCAGUAUGAGGUGCUCAUGCGCCUGGGCCGCCAGCGCUGGAAGCUGAGAGGCCGCAUCGAGUCUGAUGACAGCCAGACCUGGGACGAGGAGGAGAAGGCCUUCAUCCCUGCCCUGCACGAGAACUUCGAGAUCAAGGUAACAGAGCUGCGGGGCCUGAGCUCGCUGGCGGUGGGCACAGUGACGUGUGACAUCACCGACUUCUUCACGACCCGGCCGCAGGUCAUCGUGGUAGACAUCACAGAGCUGGGCACCAUCAAACUGCAGCUGGAGGUGCAGUGGAACCCGUUUGAUACUGAGAUCUUCCUGGUGUCACCCAGCCCCACAGUCAAGUUCUCUGUAGGCAGCAGGAAGGGCUCCUUGUACAACUGGACACCCCCCAGCACACCCAGCUUCCGGGAGAGGUACUACCUGUCUGUCCUGCAGCAGCCAGUGCAGCAGGCCUUGCUGCUGGGCGGGCCGAGGGCCACCUCCAUCCUCAGCUACCUGUCUGACAAUGACCUUCGGGGCCCUGUCCUGUGGAGCCAGAGUCAGGAGCUGCCUGAGAUGGACUCCUUCAGCUCUGAGGACCCCCGAGACACCGAGACCAGCACCUCAGCGUCCACCUCGGACGCGGGGUUCCUGCCCUUGGCCAUUGGCCCCAAUGCCUCCAUUGAAGAGGAGGCCCAGGAGGAGCUCCCGUCCCCAGGCCUCCUGCCGGAGAUGGCCCGCCUGGCAGGAGGUUCGUUCGUGGAGCAGCCGGGCUGGAGGGACUUGGGAAUAGAGAGCCCCAGCCUGCCACGGGGCUCCACAUUCCACAAUCAUACGAUGCCGGGUAGCAAGAGAGGCCAUGAUGAAGAAGAAACCAGGGAUGGAGUGCGUGAAUCUGAGGUGACCCUCGAGAGGCCCCUGCAGGAGGUCCUGGAUUUACUGAGGUGCACAGACUCUUCCCAGCCUCGGCUCCGGGAGCUAGAAUACCAGGUCCUCAGCUUCCGGGACCGGCUGAAGCCCCGCGGAGGCCGCCAGGAGCACAGCUCAGCCGAGAGCCUGAUGAACUGCAUCCUAGAGAGUUUCACCUUCCUCAAUGCCGACCUCGCCCCCCACGAGCUGUCCCUCUUUGGAGGUCCCCAGGGUCCCCGAAAGGACAGCACCCUGUCGCCGCUGCCCUCGCUGGAAGAGUCGUCCCGGGAGCUCACAGCUGGCGCCCCUGAGCUGGACGUGCUGCUCAAGGUCCAUCUCCAAGUCUGCAAAGCUCUGCUGCAGAAACUGGCCUCUCCUAACUUGUCGAGGGUGGUCCAGGAAAGCCUUCUGGAAGAAGUCGCGCAGCAAAAGCAGAUCCUGGAGACUCUUUCUACGCUUGAUUUUGAGAAGGUUGGCAAGGCGACGUCCAUUGAAGAGAUCAUUCCGCAGGCCGCGCGGAGGAAGGUCUGCCUGAAGCUGUGGAGGGCGUGCGUGGAGCCCGGCGGGGUCCUGGCCUGCCCCGCUGCGACACUCCUGAGCCAGCUCAAGAAGACGUUCCUGCACAGAGUCAGGGGCAAGUACCCUGGACAACUGGAGAUAGCGUGCCGCAGGCUCCUGGAGCAGGUGGUCAGCUGCGGCGGGCUGCUCCCCUGUGCCGGGCUCCCUGAAGAACAGACUGUCACCUGGUUCCAGUUCCACAGCUACCUGCAGAGGCACAGCGUCUCAGACCUGGAGAAGCACUUCGCCCAGCUCACCAAGGAAGUAACACUCGUUGAGGAGCUGCAAUGCACAGGGCAGGCCAAGACGGUCAGAAAGCUGCAGGGCAAGCGGCUGGGCCAGCUCCAGCCCCUGCCCCAGACGUUACGGGCCUGGGCGCUGCUCCAGCUGGACGGCCCCCCGAGGGUGUGCAGGGCUGCCAGCGCUAGCCUGGCCAGCGCAGCCAAGAACAAGAGCUUUCGGGAAAAGGCUUUGCUCUUCUACACCAACGCCCUGACCGAGAAUGAUGCAAAGCUCCAGCAAGCUGCGUGCAUGGCACUAAGGCAUCUCAGGGGCAUUGAAAGCAUCGAUCAGAUCGCCAGCCUGUGCCAAUCUGACCUGGAAACCGUGCGAGCGGCAGCCCGGGAAGCCACGCUGUCAUUUGGUGAAAAAGGAAGGUUCGCUUUUGAGAAGAUGAACCAACUUUGCUCAGAACAAAGAGAAGAUGCUUUUUGCCAGGAGGCAGACGUUGAAAUCACGAUAUUUUAAAAAGCCUCGGCCGAUGAGCACCGAUCUGGCAUCCUUGUUUUUGCUGCUGCCGUCUCAACACAGGGGCAGAGCUGUGGGUGAGGGCGUGCUGUGUGCUCCCCCCGCCCCCAGAAGUGUGAGCCGACCAGAGCUGCUCCCUGAGUCUCUGGACCAAUUACAAAGCCCCAGGACACAAGUGGGACUUUUGAAUAGGAGCAGAACGAGGCUGCACUUCAAACCAUCAGCCUCUGGUUUUGAGAAUCUGUCUAACCUCCUGGAUGUAGUGCUGGGUCAGCCCCAGCCGGCCAUGCUACGAAGUCAAGGCCAAACAGGACCAGGCUUGGAGGCCAGUGGGCAGACGACCUUGGUAAGGAGAAUGUGGUAGGCCUGGACAUUUCAACUGCAGCGAGCUGUCACCUGGGAGGGCUGGGGAAGGUGGGAGGGCACAGAGCCAGGGUUUCUACCAUUCACUCUUAACCUGAGCUGUGGCCCAAAUGCCUGCUGGUGGCCUGCUGCCCGUGGCCCUUAUUUUCAUUGUGUUCAACAGAGAAAAGGAAAGAAGACUUGAGUGUCAUAUCAGUAAAAGCAUUCACUUGGACCUCCCUAAACAAAACAGAAUCCAACUUUUGAAGCAAGUCAACUUAGGGCCCAUUAAAUUAAUUGCCUCGGAAGCCAUAAACUGGUGUGAAGGAUUUCACUGAAGAGCAUGUUGCCUUAAAGAAAAUUUAAAGUUUCCUAUUUAAGUCUAUUAAAAAAACUCAAAUGUGUCCCGAGUUGUUUGUGUUAAUAAUGUCGAGAUAACCUGGGGCUUGAAUGUGGCUAUCAACAAUGGGAUUGGAGAACUUUGUAACUUAAACAUUCUCAUUUAAACUUCCUGUAUAUAUUUUGUGGUUUUCAGUUUAACUGAGUAUUUAUUUGCUUUGUUUAUAUGUUCAAUUUUCUGAAAUUUCAAUU
Messenger RNA from Hipposideros armiger (great roundleaf bat), 4315 nucleotides. It is a transcript of the gene RIPOR3, whose product is annotated as RIPOR family member 3. The transcript is spliced from 24 exons. The record is from RefSeq and is a predicted model, not a curated record. Bases 473 to 3382 code for a protein of 969 amino acids. NCBI's taxonomy places the organism in Eukaryota, Metazoa, Chordata, Mammalia, Chiroptera, Hipposideridae.